UCUUCCAGUGCGUCUCGGCUGCCAUGGCGGGGAAGCAGCUCCCCUCCCUCGCGCGCGCCCGCCCGGCAUCCCCGCGCGGCCUCCUCGCCGGCGCCUCCCUCCUUCUCCUCGUCCUCGCCGCCUCCUACUUCCUCCUCCUGUCCCCCUCGUCGCCGGGUCCCGCUAGCCCUAGCUCCGGCACUGGCUCCGCCGCCGACACCGCCUUCCUCGCCUCCCUCGACCGGUUCCUCGACUCGCGGCGCCCCUCCUCCGUGUCCUCCGCGGCGGCCCCCGGAGACCUCAACGCCGCGAUCCGGGCCGAGGAGGAGGCCAGGCUCUACGGAGACCCCCGGGGCGCCUGGCCGGCCGCCCCGGCGCCUCUCAGGGUCUACGUGUACGAGAUGCCGAGCAAGUUCACGUACGAUCUGCUGCGGCUGUUCAGGGACUCGUACCGCGAGACCACCAACCUGACUUCCAACGGGAGCCCCGUGCACCGGCUCGUCGAGCAGCAUUCUAUUGACUAUUGGUUGUGGGCUGAUCUGAUUGCACCUGAAUCACAAAGACUUCUGAAGAAUGUUAUCAGAGUUCGGCAGCAAGAAGAAGCAGAUAUCUUCUACGUACCAUUCUUCACAACAAUCAGUUACUUCUUGCUGGAGAAACAAGAAUGCAAGGCACUUUAUAGGGAAGCUUUGAAGUGGAUAACUGAUCAACCUGCCUGGCAACGUUCAGAAGGCAGAGAUCAUGUAAUUCCUGUUCAUCACCCAUGGUCAUUUAAGUCGGUCCGGAAAUUUGUAAAGAAGGCAAUAUGGCUUCUGCCUGAUAUGGAUUCUACUGGGAACUGGUAUAAACCAGGGCAAGUAUAUUUGGAAAAGGAUGUCAUCCUUCCAUACGUCCCAAAUGUUGAUCUUUGUGAUUCUAAGUGUGUAUCUGAAACUCAAUCCAGAAGAAGCACGUUGCUCUUCUUUCGAGGAAGACUGAGAAGGAAUGCUGGAGGGAAGAUCCGCAGUAAGCUUGUGACAGAACUAAAGGAUGCAGAAGGCAUAGUCAUAGAAGAAGGGACCGCUGGAGCUGAGGGCAAAGCAGCAGCUCAGAACGGCAUGCGCAAGUCUCUCUUUUGCUUGAAUCCGGCUGGGGAUACUCCAUCUUCUGCUCGUCUGUUUGACACAAUUGUUAGUGGUUGUAUCCCAGUUGUAAUCAGUGAUGAACUAGAGCUUCCUUUUGAAGGAAUACUUGACUACAGGAAGAUAGCAUUGUUCGUUUCUUCAAGUGAUGCUGUUCAACCUGGUUGGCUGGUGAAGUACCUAAGAAGCAUUGAUGCCAAAAGGAUCAGAGAAAUGCAAACAAAUCUUCUGAAGUAUUCUAGACAUUUUCUAUAUUCAAGUCCUGCUCGGCCUCUUGGACCGGAAGAUCUUACAUGGAGAAUGAUUGCUGGUAAGCUGGUAAACAUCAAGUUGCAUAUUCGACGUUCGCAACGCGUGGUCAGGGAAUCAAGGAACGUAUGUACAUGCGAGUGCAGAAUGGGGAACAACACAAGGAUGUUUUGAACCUACGUCCUAUUUUGUGUGUCCGAUUUCAACUUAGUCAUUCUUUAGUUGUUACUUGCACGAGCAGACGGGCUUCUGAUCAUUAAGGUGCAUUUGUAAAUUGUUCUUGAAAACCCAACCAAAGUUUUGAUCCAUUUUGCCCGAACAUGUGUAAUUCUGUAACAAAACAUAGGUUGAAGAUUUGCAGAUAUGCGGUGUGCCAAAUCUUGUCCCAACGUUAAGGGACAAGAUGAACCAUGUAAUCAAGGUUUUAUUAUUAUUAGGUUCAUGCUUCACAGUUA
This is a messenger RNA of Oryza brachyantha (malo sina), 1804 nucleotides long. RefSeq names its product probable arabinosyltransferase ARAD1. The record is from RefSeq and is a predicted model, not a curated record. Gene Ontology annotation, molecular function: glycosyltransferase activity. NCBI's taxonomy places the organism in Eukaryota, Viridiplantae, Streptophyta, Magnoliopsida, Poales, Poaceae. The transcript has 9 exons. The coding region runs from base 24 to 1523 and encodes 499 amino acids.